Tupaia belangeri chinensis (Chinese tree shrew) is the source of this 426-nucleotide messenger RNA. RefSeq names its product glycine cleavage system H protein, mitochondrial. NCBI's taxonomy places the organism in Eukaryota, Metazoa, Chordata, Mammalia, Scandentia, Tupaiidae. Gene Ontology annotation, biological process: protein lipoylation; glycine decarboxylation via glycine cleavage system. Bases 1 to 426 code for a protein of 141 amino acids. Gene Ontology annotation, cellular component: glycine cleavage complex; mitochondrion; cytoplasm. The transcript has a single exon. The record is from RefSeq and is a predicted model, not a curated record.
AUGCCCUUCCCAUCUCAGCCCUGGAGGCUGAGGGCGGGCGUCAAUAGGUCGCUGCACUCGGGACCAGCUCAGCUGUCGGUGCCUAAACUCACGGAGAAACAUGAGUGGCUAACAACAGAAAAUGGUACUGCAACAGUGGGAAUCAGCAGUUUUGCACAGGAAGCUUUGGGAGAUGUUGUUUCUUGUAGUUUGCCCGAAGUUGGGUCAAAACUGAAUAAUCAGGAUGAGUUUGGUGCUUUGGAAAGUGUGAAAGCUGCCAGUGAACUCCUUUCACCUCUGUCAGGAGAAGUCACUGAAAUUAAUGAAGCUCUUGCCGAAAAUCCAGAACUUGUCAACAAAUCUCGUUAUGAAGAUGGUUGGCUGACCCAGAUGCCACUGAGUAACCCUUCAGAACUAGAUGAACUAAUGAGUGAAGGACUUGUAUGA